Messenger RNA from Gasterosteus aculeatus aculeatus (three-spined stickleback), 1786 nucleotides. It is a transcript of the gene yipf5, whose product is annotated as Yip1 domain family, member 5. Lineage: Eukaryota; Metazoa; Chordata; Actinopteri; Perciformes; Gasterosteidae. Gene Ontology annotation, cellular component: trans-Golgi network; membrane. Gene Ontology annotation, biological process: endoplasmic reticulum to Golgi vesicle-mediated transport; vesicle fusion with Golgi apparatus; regulation of ER to Golgi vesicle-mediated transport. The record is from RefSeq and is a predicted model, not a curated record.
UUUUCAGGCAAAGAGCAAUUUGCAAAUGUCCCUAACGGCUUCCCGUCGGCUACGUAGCAAACCGGAAGAUUCACCGUUAUCCUGACACGUAGCAACCACAGCCAAAGUUGGCAGUGCUCUGGUACGGCGGAGUGAGAGAUGUCGGGGUUUGACAAUUUGAACACAGACUUUUACCAGUCCAGCUACAGUGUAGAUGACCAAAACCAAGGCUACAGCAACGCUGAGAACCAAUACAAGCAAUAUGAUGGUCAGUAUGACUAUUCCCAGCCCAUGGGCUACUCUCCCCCAGGGAUAAUGCAGCCCCAGCAGCCGUACACAGGACAAAUCUUCCAGCCGACACACACCUACACCCCGUCCCCGUCACAAUCUUUGUAUAGUAGCAGCUUUGAUGACGAGCCGCCGCUGCUAGAAGAAUUAGGAAUCAACUUUGACCACAUCUGGCAGAAGACUCUGACGGUGCUCCACCCAAUGAAGGCGGCAGACGGCAGCAUCAUGAACGAGACCGAUCUUGCUGGUCCCAUGGUCUUCUGUUUGGCCUUUGGGGCAACGCUUCUCCUGUCGGGUAAGAUCCAGUUUGGCUACGUGUACGGGAUCAGUGCCAUCGGCUGCCUUGCUAUAUACUGCCUGCUUAACCUGAUGAGCAUGACGGGUGUGUCCUUCGGCUGUGUGGCCAGCGUGCUGGGAUACUGCCUCCUCCCCAUGAUCCUCCUCUCCAGCUUUGGAGUCAUCUUAUCUUUACAGGGCAUGGUGGGAAUUAUACUUACAUCAGCAAUCAUCGGCUGGUGCAGUCUCUCAGCCUCCAAGAUCUUCAUCUCUGCAUUGGCCAUGGACGGACAGCAGCUUUUGGUUGCUUACCCAUGCGCUCUCUUGUAUGGGGUCUUUGCACUCAUUUCUGUCUUCUAACAAAAAGAAAUAUCAACAGUUUGAAAGAAACGCUCCCCCAAAAGGCACCAAGAUUUUUUUUUUCUUUUACGUCUUCAGCCCUCACUACAUUCCGACUUGAGCAUAUGCAGACUUGAGUGUUUUGUCUCACUCAGUCCCUCACACACCUUUUUAAGGAGAGGACUGUCAAUGAGCCCGGGGAAAAAAUGACUCCUGCGGACCAUGUUGAGCCUUGAGCGGCCUACUGCGGUCCAAUGAUUUUUAAGGACAUAAUGACUCAAGGACCCUAGCAAUUGUUAAUGGUUAACUCAAGGGAGACCCGAGGAGAUUUAAUUUGCACGCCAACAGGGGAUGCUUCUCUAUUAAUAUUAAGGAGUGAUGAUAAACGACCCCCAGCGAACCCUGCAGACUGAUUAAAAGCCAGUGGAAACUUGAUUUGAGCAAAAGCUGUUUUGAUAUGAUCUUCGUCCGGCCUGCACAAAGACAGUGGGGAACCUCCACUUACCUUCUGCGGAAGACCACGGUAGCUAAUUUUACUUCACCACCCAGAAAUCUCCUUUUCCCCAGGACUGAGCGAGUAAUGAGUCAUUUCCCUAUCGCAGCGUGGAUCUAAUCUCUGAUGUAAAAUCAGCAGCGUUGCUACAGCUUCUCAUGCAUUCUUUUAUUAUAUUCUCUUCAAAGUCAUUCGACUUUUGCUACCCUUCAGGAAGAAAACCUAGUUUGCACAAAGGCAAAUGUGAUUGGGUGUUGAGAGUGAACACUCAGAGAUACUGUAUAUUUCCAGGCAGACACACACGUCUAUAUAGGUUGUUGCUAUAGUUUGCAUCAUUUUCUCAAAUCUUCAUUUGAGUCAUCGUCUGUGGUUCAUGUCUUCUCAUGCACAUUAAAGUUGUCUUUGAAAGUG